AGCGUGCGCUCGGCGGCCCCGCGACGCGCCGGUGGCUGGCGCAGCCCUUCGCUCGCCCGGCCUCCCCCUCCUUGGUUCCGCGUUCUGGUUCCGCCAUGGAAUCCAACAAGGAUGAAGCCGAGCGCUGUUUGAGCAUCGCCCUCAAGGCCAUCCAGAGCAACCAGCCCGACCGAGCGCUCCGCUUCCUGGAGAAGGCCCUGAAGCUGUACCCGACGCCGCGCGUUCGCGCCCUGAUCGAGUCCCUCAACCAGAAAAGCUCGUCUGCAGGUGACCGAGCCCAGCCCUCAGAGAACACCCGCACUACCCACAGGAAAGCAGGCAACACCCCUGCGGCCAAUGGUGAUGCCGGAGGAGGAGAGGGCACCAAGGGCUACACUUCAGAGCAAGUGGAGGCUGUGAAAAGGGUGAAGCAGUGCAAAGAUUACUACGAGAUCCUGGGGGUGAGCCGGACAGCGUCUGACGAGGAUCUGAAGAAGGCCUAUCGCAAACUUGCCCUCAAGUUUCACCCAGAUAAGAACCAUGCACCUGGAGCCACAGAGGCUUUUAAGGCCAUCGGCAUGGCCUACGCCGUGCUCAGCAACCCCGAGAAAAGGAAACAGUACGACCAGUUCGGGGAUGACAAGGGCCAGGCGGCCCGACAUAGCCACGGCCCCGGGGACUUCCACCGGGGCUUUGAGGCCGACAUCUCUCCUGAAGACCUCUUCAACAUGUUCUUUGGGGGCAGUUUUCCAUCCAGUAAUGUCCACGUCUAUAGCAACGGGCGCAUGCGCUACACCUACCAACAGAGACAAGACCGCAGGGACAACCAAGGCGAUGGAGGCCUGGGGGUGUUUGUCCAGCUGAUGCCUAUCCUCAUCCUCAUCCUCGUGUCCGCCCUCAGCCAACUCAUGGUCUCCAGUCCACCCUACAGUCUGAGCCCCAGACCGUCGGUGGGCCACAUCCACAAACGUGUCACGGACCACCUGGCUGUCAGCUACUACGUGGCCGAAACAUUCUCCAGCGAGUACUCAGGCGCCAGCCUCAAGACAGUGGAGCGGAACGUGGAGGACGAUUAUAUCGCCAAUCUGCGUAACAACUGCUGGAAGGAGAAGCAACAGAAGGAAGGGCUGCUGUACCGGGCCCGCUACUUCGGCAACUCAGACAUGUACCAUAAGGCGCAGAAGAUGAGCACGCCCAGCUGUAACCGGCUCUCCGAGGUGCAAGCCUCACUGCACGGCUAGGCCCAGGCCGCCGCAGGCACAACCAGACUCUGAAUCCCUGGAGAAUUAUUGGUGACAUGCACUGAGCCAAGGUGAUGGACCGUAUAUUUAAGGAAAAGACUUUAAACGAAAACCUAUUUAAGCAGAAUUGGAGGCCUCUCGCCGCCCAGCUCCCCUCCUCUCUCACCCCAUACUCGCAGACCCACCAUCUAACCCACUGACCCACUGACUGUCCGCCCUUCCCUCCAUUCGUCUUCCCUCCCUCCCAGGCUGGCGGAGGCGCUACUUGGCUCCUAGGAUACCGAAACCAUGGCAACCAGAGAACCUGAAACUGCGAAGGGCUGCAGUGGGGAAGGGACGCCCACUGCCUUCAGCCCCAUCCCCCUGCCAGGAGCAACCUUGUCCCUGCCCUAGGGGGUCCUUAGAAUGUACCGCAGCAGCGUGUGUAUAUGUCUAUAUAUCUAUAUGUACAUAGCACAUGAGAGAAUCUAUAUUGAGAGUCUACCUUGGAAGGGGCCAGGGAUCUGGUGACGUCCUUCCACUGAUGCCGUCCACAGGCUCAAGAGAAGGCACUUGUGAAAGUGGGGUGUCCCGGCCCAGCCCCACAGGGCAGCACAAUCAUGACACAAGAAAUCUGCAGAGUUCCCAGGGGACUGCCAGCUUUGUGGUCCAGCUGUUGUGAGCAGGGUGGGGUGAGGGGUCACCUCGAGUCCAGCUGGAGGCCCCCAGUCGGGCCUGCAGGGUGUCACCUCUCAAGGUCUGGCUGGGC
This is a messenger RNA of Suncus etruscus (white-toothed pygmy shrew), 1968 nucleotides long. It is a transcript of the gene DNAJB12, whose product is annotated as DnaJ heat shock protein family (Hsp40) member B12. The coding region runs from base 96 to 1220 and encodes 374 amino acids. The transcript is spliced from 9 exons. Gene Ontology annotation, molecular function: Hsp70 protein binding. Gene Ontology annotation, biological process: cellular response to misfolded protein. Lineage: Eukaryota; Metazoa; Chordata; Mammalia; Eulipotyphla; Soricidae. Gene Ontology annotation, cellular component: endoplasmic reticulum membrane. The record is from RefSeq and is a predicted model, not a curated record.